CUCGAGGGAUCUGAUCUCUAACCUCUCGCACGCUCGCGUACAUCCCCGCUCAACCUCGCACACGGCUCGGACGAGUGAAGGCGGUCGAGCUUGCUUCAACACCGGCCCUCUUACUUCCUCUUUUCGCGACUGGAUACAAUGGCGUCCGGAACCUUAUACACGUACCCGGAGAAUUUCCGCGCCUACAAGGCCCUGAUCGCGGCACAGUUCUCCGGUGCCCGAGUCAAAGUCGCCGAGGACUUCGUCUUCGGCGAGACCAACAAGACCGAGGCGUUCCUGAAGAAGUUCCCUCUAGGAAAAGUUCCAGCAUUUGAAACAAGCGAUGGGAAAUAUAUUACAGAAAGCAAUGCAAUUGCUUAUUAUGUGGCCAACGAACAGCUGAGAGGAAAAACUGAAAUCGAUCGUGCAUUGAUCAUCCAAUGGCUUGGCUAUGCCGAUUCCGAAAUUCUUCCUGCGAGUUGUGCUUGGGUAUUUCCGCUACUUGGAAUAAUGCCAUACCAUAAACAGAAUGUUGAGAAUGCUAAGGAAGAUAUAAAUAGAGCACUCACUGCUCUAAACUCGCAUUUACUUACGCGGACUUACUUGGUGGGAGAGCGAUUAACUCUGGCGGAUAUUUGCGUAGCUAUGACACUGUUACACUUGUAUCAGUAUAUCCUUGAGCCGGAACUGCGUAAGCCUUAUAUGAAUGUAAAUCGAUGGUUCCAAACAGUCAUCUAUCAACCCGAAUCUAUCGCUGUACUUGGUGCCUUCAAAUUGGCGGAUAAAACUCUUGAAUAUGAUCCUAAGAAGUUUGCAGAAACUCAGGGAAAGAGCUCAAAAAAAGAAAAGAAGGAGAAGGAAUCUAAGAAAGAGGCUAAAGAGUCGAAAGAACCCAAAGAGUCAAAGAAGGAAUCUAAAUCUGCAGCAGACAAAACUGCAGCGGCAGAAGAUGAAGCUGAUGCAACAGAGGAGGCUUUAGCUGCUGAACCGAAAAAGAAAAAUCCCUUUACUUCGAUGCCUAAAAGUUCUUUCGACUUUGACGAUUUUAAACGGUUUUACUCCAAUGAAGAUGAGUCUAAAUCUAUCCCUUACUUCUGGCAAAAGUUUGAUUCGGAAAAUUAUAGUAUUUGGCUUGGUGAAUACAAAUACAACCAUGAAUUAACUAAAGUCUUCAUGUCUUGUAAUUUAAUUAGUGGUAUGUAUCAACGAUUAGAUACAAUGAGAAAAGGUGCAUUUGCCAGUGCCUGUAUAUUUGGAGAAGACAACAACAAUACAAUCAGUGGCAUUUGGGUCUGGCGUGGACAAGACCUUGUUUUUACAUUAAGUCCAGAUUGGCAAGUGGAUUAUGAAUCUUAUACUUGGACAAAACUGGAUCCAUCGAAGGAAAAUACAAAAGAAUUGGUCAAGCAAUAUCUCAGCUGGACUGGCACGGACAAAGAAGGACGGAAGUUCAAUCAAGGAAAAAUUUUCAAGUAAACUUUGCCAUAUGCAUCAAAUAAACCCUAUUCGCAUGAAAUAAAUGAUAAAAUAUCAGAAAUGAUGAAAUAUCAAAAAAAAGUUUACGUGCUCUUCACAAAAACCCUAAUAGGAGAUAAACCAGUAUCUGGAAUAUCUUUUUUUCCUAAAUAUGUUCCUUCCUCUUGAUUUCCAUAUUAAACGAAAUCUCUUUUAUACAUAAA
Nylanderia fulva is the source of this 1658-nucleotide messenger RNA. It is a transcript of the gene eEF1gamma, whose product is annotated as elongation factor 1-gamma. Gene Ontology annotation, molecular function: translation elongation factor activity. NCBI's taxonomy places the organism in Eukaryota, Metazoa, Arthropoda, Insecta, Hymenoptera, Formicidae. The record is from RefSeq and is a predicted model, not a curated record. Gene Ontology annotation, cellular component: nucleus; cytoplasm. Gene Ontology annotation, biological process: translational elongation.